AUGAUUUUGAAGCCAAAGAAACCAAAUUCCGCACAAAGAAAGGCCUGUAGGGUUAGAUUAUCCAACGGUAAUGUUAUUUCCGCCUAUAUCCCUGGUGAAGGACAUAAUGCACAAGAACAUAGUAUAGUAUAUGUGAGAGGUGGGAGAUGUCAAGAUCUUCCUGGUGUUAAGUACCAUGUAGUGAGGGGAGCAGGAGAUUUAAGUGGUGUAGUUAAUAGAAUAUCUUCCAGGUCGAAAUAUGGUGUGAAAAAACCAACGAAAGCAGCUGUAUAG
Naumovozyma castellii is the source of this 273-nucleotide messenger RNA. It is a transcript of the gene MRPS12, whose product is annotated as mitochondrial 37S ribosomal uS12m domain-containing protein. The record is from RefSeq and is a predicted model, not a curated record. The transcript has a single exon. Bases 1 to 273 code for a protein of 90 amino acids. NCBI's taxonomy places the organism in Eukaryota, Fungi, Ascomycota, Saccharomycetes, Saccharomycetales, Saccharomycetaceae.